Molecule: messenger RNA, 2400 nt
Organism: Paracoccidioides brasiliensis Pb18
Exons: 2
Coding region: 1-2400 (799 amino acids)
Source: RefSeq, a predicted model, not a curated record
AUGCCUCGUCGUUCUCAGAGGUUGCUAGAAAACGUUCUCCGGCUCGCAGUUGCAGCUCGAAAUCAGUUUCCCCCGUUCUGUCGGGCAGAAGGAAUCUCACCCCGUGCCCCAGAUUCAAUAACCGUUAACCUUGUCCCUAUCUGUGCGCAGGGCUGUCUAUCCUUAUUUAUACAGUCCAAUUUCCCGGCCGCCAAUUGCGCGAAUUCUCGCGAUCUUUUCUGUCUAUGUACUAGAAGGUCAAUUUCAGGGUAUACCCUUGGCGAAGGUGCCCUACGCUGUGUGAUAUCCUCGUGUUUGAACCCUGGGAGCGAGGAUUUACGGUUAUAUGCGAUUUGCUCCGGGAUACGAAAUGCCAUUCCGAAUACACAUACUGUCAUCACGGCCACGGCCCUAGCGAGGCACACGUCCACGGCUACGGUCAUGACGACAAAGCUACAUUCAAGUUCAACUCAUUCAAAUACCUCGUUUAAGGCCACGCGACUUACAACUUCACACACAAGCGUAACCACUUCUUCCUCUCUGGAAAUACGAACCAGUUUAAGGACGAGCCAACGACCUUUACCCACGACCCAUUUAUCCAGUAUCUCGACCUUAGCUCAACCAACAGCAAUUCCUUCAGAGCCCCCUGUCCCACCCAAUGUUGCAGCUCCUCUCAAUAAAGGGCAGGUAAUAGGGGUUUCAAUUGCAGGUGCAGUUUCAGGGUCAUUUUUAUUGGCCUUGCUCAUCUUAUUCAUUUUACGACGCCAUCGUGAUAAAGUUUUAGCACUGAAGGAGAGCGGAUUCGAAAUUGGUGGACAGAUGUCCGAGCCUCCUCGACAGGAUACCCUGGCUGGCUAUCGAGGCGAUCCGACUGUGAGAACGCCUGUUGGCUUAUAUAACGAACCAGUUGUUCAUCGGCUUACACUUUCCAAUAAUAUUGUCCAGCAAUCAGCUGCUGCUACUACUGUUAAUGGUUUGCCACUGACCAAUUACCAGCACAGUGACGACGAUGAUGCAAGUCUGUCAACCCCCAAAGCGUCAAAGGCACCCCCUAGACUCUCAUUGCUGCUCCCCGAAAAACCAAAUUAUGAAAUACUUUCCCAGCACCAUCCGAGUACCAAAAGUGCGGGGCGUCGACCAGACAGCUCAGCCACGGUAUUUGAAGAAGAAGGUGAGAAGGAUAGGAGAGCUUUUUUAGCUGCGAAAAAUGGCAAUGGUCAGCAAAGCCAACACUCAAACAACAGAUAUAAUUACACGGCCGCAUAUCAAACCGAUUCGCGGCGGCUAGGGCAUGGCUAUCCAUACCCGACAUGUCAGAAUAAUGGACGACAGCAACAACAGCAACAGCAGCAGCGCCCACGCCAACGGCAGCAGCCUCCAAGCUUGAGACUUGUAACCCCUUCCAACGGAAAUAAUUCUCAGACCCUAAUCAAUAUGACUAGUUCCGCUCCAUUAGUCUACCCAUACCGACGUGUGGAAUUUGGAUCGUCUAUUCACCCCAUCGGACCGCCAUCAAACGGACACUCAGGUGGCUAUUCACAGGAUGGGUUCGGAGCUGCAGCUGGAAGGAUCAGGAGCCCAGUCGAACACCAAUCGAGUCAGAAUAGGCGACAAGCAAACCAUCGAACUUCCGUUUCGUCAAUUACGAGCUUUGAGUCCGUAGAGUCAGACGACGGGAAUAGGCGUAAUGCUGCAACCUCUUUAAAGCGUGCCACGCUCCGCCUUAGCCCCGUCAGAGAGGGGCCUCCCUCCCCAGACUUAAACGCCUAUUCAAACCCUACAGUCAGGCCGCUAAGGUACCAGACAGCGAAUCGACGAUCUGUUCGGUUUAACGACAUCGUUCAAGUUCAAGGAGGAAGAAGCAGUAACCUUCCAAUAGGAAGCAGGGGGGAUAGCAGCGCACGUCUCUAUCAGCCGUAUCAAUAUCCAUAUCCAUAUCCAGACCCAGGUCGAUCCGUUGCUGCCAAGGCUAUUCCUAAAUUCCCAAAGUUCCAUCAACCACUCCGCCCGCCCGUAUUUCCGGCAAGCCAGCAGCAACAGCAGCCUCUAUAUUCACCAUAUGCCAACAAUGAACAGCGAAAUAGCGGGGCCAGCAGCAACAGCAGCCUCCUAAGCAAGCGUCGUGGAGAAGCCGUGGCGGAUAGGAUGGAGAGAGAAUUGGAUGUUAACAAGGCCAGCCCACUGCGGCCCAAUCCGUUGAAAGCCGUGGAGAACCCAAUAGUGGAAACUGAGACGCCAUCACCGUCAUUGGCGUUGAAGCGGCAGAAGGAGCUGGCCCAGCGACAAAAGCAGAGACAGGGCCUAGAUGAGACAGAUAAAUGGGAAGAUGACGAUAAAGAGUUGUCGGAACAGGGAGCCCAGAAGGGAACAAAAUUAACUCCCAAGAGACGAGGGCCAGAUUUAUAUCUUAAUGUUGAGUGA